Paramecium sonneborni is the source of this 832-nucleotide messenger RNA. NCBI's taxonomy places the organism in Eukaryota, Ciliophora, Oligohymenophorea, Peniculida, Parameciidae. The record is from the annotation of a GenBank genome assembly.
AUGGGAGAAAGGCCCUAAUCGUGUUUUAAAUUGGAACAAUAAUAAAUUUAUGACCAUAAUUAUAACAUAAUAUCAAUAAUAGGAAAUAGAUUGGAACAAAGAAAAAUUUAAUUACUUUUAUAAACAGAUUCCAAGACUUCUGUGGUAAUUCUUAUAAGUAAUUAUGAUUCCAUACAAAAAAGUUUAAAAAAUAUUAAAGAUAUCAAAAAUAACUAAAAAAUCUUUUAAAUUAGUUUUUAUAUAGAUGUAAAUAAAAUCAUUUUAGGGAUUGAAUUUCAAUAUUAUAUACUAACCUAAAGGAAAAGUACUUAUUUUUAUUAUAUAAAGAUCCUAAGGAAUUUAUUAGUAAACCAUUUACUUUAUGUUCUAAUGACUUGAUAUAACUAGUUAAGGAAAUUAUAAUGUUAAAGUUGUAGAUUGGGGAACAGCAAAAAUAUUUUCACCAAAUCAACAAAUUAAUGAAAAAUUUGGAACUUUAUUUUAUAUGGCACCUGAAGUAUUAAAGCGUAAUUAUAAUCAAAAAUGUGAUAUUUGGUCUUGUGGUGUUAUUUUAUAUAUUUUAUUAUCUGGAUAACCUUCAUUUAAAGGAAGAACAGAUAUAGAAAUUUAAAAGAGUAUUUCACAUGGGAAAUAUUCAUUAGAAGUAAAAUUAAUAUGAUAAUAUUUAAGGGUGAUGUUUGGAAUUCUGUAAGUGCUCAUGCAAAAGAUCUUGUUACAUAAAUGCUUUAAUAUGAUGUAUAAAAGUGAUUAAGUGCUAAAUAAGUAACAUUAAGAGAAAGUUGAUAAAAGUAGUUUAAGAGAGACUGAAAAAUUUAAUCAAUUUUAGAGCUGA